AUGCCCGCGGUCCAGAGCGCGCUGCGACCGGGUGCCGGCGGGCACAGCGGCGAUGCAAAAGGCUCUCCCCCCGGCCGGGAGCCACCGGAGCCGGCCGCCGGAGAGGUUGGGACCGCGAAGGAUGCGGCGAUAACAGGCUGCGGAGAUAUUAUUGCGGACCAUGAGGAGGAUGUGGGCGGCGGGAGUGGCGCCUGCGAGAAGAGCACCCCCGGGCCCAGCAAGCUGGGUGCCACCAAGAAGCAGCCCACCAUGGUGGCCUACCAGGGAGGAGGGGAGGAGAUGGCCAGCCCCGAGCAGGUGGAUGACACCUGCCUGCAGGAGUUCUGGGAUAUGCUGUCACAGACAGGCGAGACCCCGACGCAAGCGGGAGGAAGCGGAGGAGGGACAAAGAAGCCCGAGGGGUUGAAGGAAACCCGAGGUACGGAGGGGGCCCAGAAUAGGGUGGUGGUGAAACGUGGUGGCCUCCACCAGAUUGCCAUCCACCUAAACCACAAAGAGGAGCAGAAGAGCAGGGAAAAGGAGCAGCACGAGGGUGUCCCAAACAGCGAUGAGGGCUACUGGGAUUCCACCACCCCUGGACCCGAGGAAGAUAGUUCCACAAGCAUCCAGAAGGAAACCCUUCCCAGGGAUAGCUACAGUGGGGAUGCUCUCUAUGACCUUUAUGCUGAGCCGGAUGAGAACCCACCAGCGGGGCCUACAAACGAGGAAGUCCCCAGUGUGCCACGCUCCAAGCCCGUGUCUCCAAUAACAACUGUGAGCUCACUGAAAACACCCUCAAGCACAGCGAAGGACUCCAAGAUUCCCAUCAGCAUUAAACACCUUUCCUCGCAUCCCGCCAGCCAUGGAGCAGAUGCCAGUAACAGCCACCACGUCGCACACCAUCACCUGGCCAAAAGUGAGAUGCACAGAACAAAAAUCCCCGUCUCCAAAGUCCUGGUACGCCGAGUCAGUAACAGGGGCGUAGCAGGGACAACGGUGAAAACUGCCACGCACCAGGACAGUGCCAAAAAGUAGCUGGGUAAGAGCUGGAGACAAAGACAGAGGGCGAAGACCAUGUGGGAAAGUCUGCAUAGGAGACCACAGAUAAUGAAUUCGUUUUGCAUCACCUGAAGAAAGUCACCUAAAAGGCUUCCUUCACUGUACUCCGUGGGCCUGCACUUCUGAGUCUCUUUUUACUAGACUGUACGGCUGAAUAGAAAAAGUCAACUUCUUUUUGAGCACUUUUUUUUUACAUUUGUAUCUUUUUUCUGCAACACUAAACACUGGGGAGGUUCGUUUUUACAUGCCUUUCUGGAAGCAGGACUUGGAUUAUGACCAUCUUUCCUCGUGCAAAGCAGCGUCAUGAGUUCUUCAAGGGACCAGAGUUACAAAAGGAGCGACAUGACUUGUCUUCUAAUCGUUUCUCGGGGAGGAGUAGAGGCUGGGUGCCUGGCUGGCUCUGGAAAUGAUGUUUGCUCUGCAAGAUGUUGGAAAAAAUGCCAAGCAGAAAACAACCCACCUAACAGGUACUUUACCUGCUGUAGGAACGAGAACACUGCUCAGCAGCAGACUUGAUUGACUUGUGUGCAGGAGAUAAAACUAAGGAGUUAGGUGGACUCGUCUAACAGGAAAACAUAUUUUCGUUUGUCUGUCUGUCUGGUUGGUUUUGAUCUGGUCUAAUGUAAAUGGGUAACAGAGACACCUGACGUAGGUUCAGAUGUUUACAUCAAUACUUGUCCAAUAAUGCAUACAAUCAGGUUCAGGGAAACAUUUUACUAAAUGCCAAUAUAUACACACUGUCCACAUUUAUACAAUAACUUGCUCGCCAUGUGUAAAUAUAUAUGUGUUUUAGCAGAUUUUUUAUAAAAAAAAAAUCACCUGUCCUUAUUAUCUAGAGUUUAAGCAAGAGUUAGUUUUUAUAGGUAGAUAAUUUUACAGUUCUAAAAGGAUAGAACUUUGUGUAAGUACCUUAAAUUAGAGAAAAACUCUGGUUUGUAUGGGCUCAUGCAUCCCCAGAUGAGUAAGUCUGAAGUGCUGAUUUUAUUCCAGUGGCACAUUCCAUGGCUCAGAGCUGAUGUUCUGACAGCACUGCCACUGCAAACCUCUAUUUUCAGGGGUUUAGACAAAUUUGCUCUGGGCUUAAACCUUACC
Molecule: messenger RNA, 2130 nt
Organism: Ficedula albicollis (Collared flycatcher)
Lineage: Eukaryota; Metazoa; Chordata; Aves; Passeriformes; Muscicapidae
Gene: AMER2
Product: APC membrane recruitment protein 2
Exons: 3
Coding region: 1-1014 (337 amino acids)
Biological process (GO): regulation of canonical Wnt signaling pathway
Cellular component (GO): plasma membrane
Molecular function (GO): beta-catenin binding; phosphatidylinositol-4,5-bisphosphate binding
Source: RefSeq, a predicted model, not a curated record